This is a messenger RNA of Giardia duodenalis, 1638 nucleotides long. RefSeq names its product Major facilitator family protein. Gene Ontology annotation, molecular function: transmembrane transporter activity. The record is from RefSeq and is a predicted model, not a curated record. Gene Ontology annotation, biological process: transmembrane transport. The coding region runs from base 1 to 1638 and encodes 545 amino acids. Lineage: Eukaryota; Fornicata; Diplomonadida; Hexamitidae. The transcript has a single exon.
AUGCGGAGUGCGUAUGGCGCACGUGUGAAACUCGCCAGGUUUUGCAAGGGUAGCGAGGUGGAGCCUCUUCUUCCUGAGGAUUUCCAACGCUUGCGGGUGGGCACCCGCAAUGCGCUAUCUCCGAAGCACAUCGGCUCUCCUCGCGAGCGCCUAUUGGACCGACGGUUCUCCAUGCACUCGACGAUGUUUUACUCCGGUAGGGCGUACUGCCGUCCUUCACGGCCAUCGCUCCCACCUGGUGUUAUGCUCAAUAAAUGUGAGCUCAUCCUUGUAUUCACCGCUGGGAUCUUCGCCGCUUUUCCUUCCAUGUACAUUAAUGACGCUCUUGUGCCUCUUAGCACGUAUCUGCCCUACUAUUAUAAGGGGAUCACAGAUUCUGCAAUGGGAUGGCUGACCUCUGUGCCUUUCCUUCCCUCAUUAGUCAUUACUAUUUUAGUAGCCCCUCUAAUAGACAAAUACGGACCCGUAGCAGUAGGGAUCUUUUGCUGCAUUUGGUUUGUAGCUGUCUCCAUCCUUAUUCCCUUUGUGCAGGCGUCUUUUAGCUGGCUACUUGUCACCCGUGUCUUGUUUGGUCUUUUCUCUGAAUCAUCGUGGAUCGUCCAGGCCUCUCUGAUAGCCAAGUAUAUGCCAAUCCACCUAGAGUCCUUUGGGUUCGGCCUGUGCAUGAGCAUCUCUACCGCAGCUGCCUUGCUUUGCUUUGGCACGAUUCCUCCCCUCUUCAGCGACAUAAACUUAUCUGUCUUGGAGGGACCAGAGCCCAUGGCUCAAGUAGAGUACCUUAGGUUAGAGAAGAGAAUAAUACUCUCAUACUGGCUAUCUGUUGUCAUUGCCGUAUUAUCCCUAGUCAUCUUUUCCGCGUGCAGUCUGCCAUUGGUGAGGAUUGACAAGCGAGCACGGGUGGCCCGGGAAGAAUACUUCAAACACACAGCGUUCGUGCCCACGCUUCCGGUGUACAUCAAUACUACAAUCCUUCCACGACUACCUGCAAGGCCGAAUCGCUCCUCUCAGACAUUCUUUCUGAAACAGCUGGUCAGCCUGCCCCCGGACUUCUGGCUAAUUAACUUCAGCUUCAGCAUCCUCCUUGCCGUUUGUGAGAGCUGUCAGACUCUUCUUCUCACCUUCAUUCAAGUGCAACAUGAGGAGAUCACUAGCCAUACUGCGGAGUACUUUGGUGUCAUGCGGACCCUCUUUGCCGUCAUUUUUGGGCCACUUUGUGGAAUCCUUGCUGGCGCAGUCGGCAGGCGGCCCUUUCUGGGGUGCAUUACGUACAUCAGCAUUACUGUGGCAUUUGUCCUCAUCAUGGUCCUCCCGGCGUGGUACAAUCUGAUUCCGAUGGCGAUCAUUGGGAUUGCAGACGGUGGUAGCUCGGCCUUCCUCAAGAGCCUCUUCAGCAAGGUUGUGAGCAGCUCUCAAAUCAACACUGCCUAUGCCAUUUCGGAGAGUUUUCUUAAUGUCUAUCAGUUUGCUCUGCCUCCUCUCGCGGGGUUUGUUAGUGAUCUUGUUCGUCUAAAUAAUGGCAAGUCGUAUGGGACUCCCUUGACAUUUACCGGGGUCCUGAUUGUCGGUACAAUUAUUAUCUUUAUUAGUAUACGUCGAGACAAGUCUGUCUUUCGAGGAAGACUUAGUUCACGCACGUAG